AUUCCCUUCCGCUGUCAAUACCAUGGCGACACUUCCCGUGGACACGUCGCAGAACGAUGCGCUGAAUUUGCAAGUCCUCCAGCGCCAAGACAAUCAGAUCAACGACAUCGUUGGCACUGCAAGCCAUGUCGUCGUGUACGAGUUUGAUCAGACGGAGCAGUCUUGGAAGCGAAAGGAAGUGGAAGGCAGUCUUUUCAUCGUCAAGAGGUAUUCGGCUCCUCGGUUUCAAAUGUUCGUCAACAAUCGACUGAGUACUUCGAACUUGACGAUUUCAAUCGAUGCACAAUUGAACGUGGACAACAUCGACGACUUCCUUAUCCUUCGAUGCGUCGACCCAUCGGCACCCAACACCUUCAAGAUUUACGGAAUCUGGUUCUUCCCCGAGGAAGAUCGCCAAAAGACUCUGAAAUUGCUCGAACGUGUGCUUGUCUCGUUGAAGGGUGCUCCCGCUGCAGCUAAACCCUCUCCCAAGCACAAGCAAAAGGCUCAACCUCCCCAACCCCAGCCUGCCCACGACGCGCAAACCGAAGCGAAGCAGGUAGCAGCAGCAGGGUCGUGUCAUGGACCUAUUCGAUCGCCAAAGAAGAAGGCGUCCACUGUCGUCUACAGCAAGGCCGAAGGGAUCGCUGCCGGAGUCGCCAUUCUGGGCAUGAUUUCGCAGUCGACUACGACCGACGACGCUACGUUGGCCGAUGCAGCGCAAACUCAGCUUCACGUGGCCACCAGCAACGCACAGCAACCGCCCCAACGACAAAAGAAGCAGCGCGAUCGCACGCCCCCUCGAGCGAAGCAACUCACCAAGGACGAAUUCAAGGAAGCGUUUGUGCAGUGUCUUGAAGAUCCUGCCUUCCUCAACCAAAUCUACCAGGCGUAUGCGAAAAAGCUCCCCAAACAAUAGACGUCUGGCUCGGGCCAUCACACUCUGUCCAAUUGUAUUUCCUGCACAGAUUAGCUGAGCAGUGCCACGUGCUUUCAUCUCGAUGCUUCGUUCAGUCGACCGGUGGCGAGCCAAAUGCAGCUUCAUCGUGGCUUCCCCGCGGAGGUGCGAGUGUAUACAGUGGGCAGUCAUGCGCGCGGCGAGUCGGGGAAUCGUUCCAUGCUCGCUGGCUUCAGGACGAGAUUCACGGCGAUCGACGGUUACG
Molecule: messenger RNA, 1142 nt
Organism: Aphanomyces invadans
Lineage: Eukaryota; Oomycota; Saprolegniomycetes; Saprolegniales; Verrucalvaceae
Exons: 6
Coding region: 23-898 (291 amino acids)
Biological process (GO): positive regulation of catalytic activity; deadenylation-independent decapping of nuclear-transcribed mRNA; deadenylation-dependent decapping of nuclear-transcribed mRNA
Cellular component (GO): P-body
Molecular function (GO): enzyme activator activity; mRNA binding
Source: RefSeq, a predicted model, not a curated record